AUGUGCUCACGACCUUGUGGAUCUUCGAAUUUGUGGGGAGUUUGUGGACCUUGUGGUCCAUGUGGACCCUGUGACCCUUGUGGACCAUGUGAACCCUGCGAUCCAUGUUGUCCAUUUAUAAUUUGCGGACCAAACGAACGUUCGAAUCCAUGUGGCCCAUCAAAAUGCUUCUCCCAAACAAAUUACAAUCGACCUCGAUGCGGAUUACCCAAUUUUCCAUUAUGUGAAGUCCCAGUUCCACUACCAGCUGGAGCUGACAACUGCUUUGUUAGCCCACCACUAAUGGAAGGUGGUAUACCUGAUCCAAGAGUAUGGAAUAAUUGCUAUCCACCUUCCUGCUAUCCAUGCUAUUUGUAA
Molecule: messenger RNA, 357 nt
Organism: Episyrphus balteatus (marmalade hoverfly)
Lineage: Eukaryota; Metazoa; Arthropoda; Insecta; Diptera; Syrphidae
Product: male-specific sperm protein Mst84Db-like
Exons: 1
Coding region: 1-357 (118 amino acids)
Source: RefSeq, a predicted model, not a curated record